This is a messenger RNA of Culex quinquefasciatus (southern house mosquito), 898 nucleotides long. RefSeq names its product polypeptide N-acetylgalactosaminyltransferase 1. Gene Ontology annotation, cellular component: Golgi apparatus. NCBI's taxonomy places the organism in Eukaryota, Metazoa, Arthropoda, Insecta, Diptera, Culicidae. The annotation marks the transcript as partial. The record is from RefSeq and is a predicted model, not a curated record. The transcript has a single exon.
UAUGCUAGUGGUAAUAAAAAGGUAAACAACGCGGGGCAAACGUCCUCGGGCCUGGGUCGAUGCUGGCACAAUAAUGUUUUUCCGCGGGGCCUCAGCAUCCGGCGCAAUCUCUACUCCAAGCUCAUCCUGGUGGCAAUUUUGGCCCUGUUUGUGCUAUUUUACUUUAAAAAUCUCAACGGCAAUGGCCAAUCACCGAACAGCAUCCCGAUCGCAAACGGGCUGGUCGGUGCACUCAACCGGGGGAACAUCCUGGUUGCAGUGGCUGGAACCGGUGGCCAGGAUGCCCUUCUCGAGCAGCUGGUGUUGGCCGACCUGGCCAAACAGGAACGUGGCCUCGGUGACAAUGGCAAGGGCGUCGAGUUGACCGGCGAAGCGCGCGAGAUCGGCGAGAAGCAACUGGCCACGAUCGCCCUCAACGAAGAGUUGAGCGAACACCUGAGCUACAACCGGACGCCACCGGACGAACGACAUCCGUCCUGCAAGCGGAAAUCGUACGACAUCGAGAAUCUGCCCUCGACCAGUGUCAUUAUCAUCUUCUACAACGAACCGUACUCGGUUCUGGUGCGGACAGUGCACAGUGUGUUGAAUACGGCCGAUGAGCGCCUCCUGAAGGAGAUUGUCCUCGUGGACGACGGCAGCACCAACGAGGAGCUGAAGGGGAAGCUGGAUUAUUACGUGCGGACUCGGUUGCUGUCGAAGGUGAAGGUCUUACGGCAGCGGAACAGGUUAGUGUGGGUCUGUCGGUGAGAAGGGGGUGGGCUGGAAGUGGGCACUGUGUUGUGUUAUGGUUAUUCAUUAGGGAGAGAAAGGGAACAGGGUGACUGCUUGGGAGAAUUAUGAGACGGUUCAAAAGAUUAAAUUCUGAAGUACAUACUUGAUCAAAAGUAACAAAAAAAAA